UCCCAAAUAAAAAGCUAAUCGGUAAUCGCCUUAUGCAAGCUUUUAAGGAAUUUGCAAUUUUAUCCCUUGUGCAGAAACUAAGACUUCUGUCACUGAGAAGCUAAGAGCGGUGCAGGACCAAGUUCAUGAAUAACAGGUUAAAGAUGACAAUGACAUCCAGGGGAAAUACCACAGCAUAUCUGUUCUUAUUAUUUGCAGUAUUCCUUUCAUGUAGAGUUGGUCAUGGGGGCAGGAUUUUGAUCGUUCCUUUGGAGGGCAGCCACUGGGUAAACAUGGACAUUAUGAUUCGAGCUCUCCACUCUCAUGGACACUCUAUUGAUGUACUAAGAACCAGUAAAAGCUGGUACAUCAAGGAUGACUCCCAAAACUACAAAACCAUCACAGUUCGUGUUGCCAAGGCUUUUAAUCAUGAUUUCAUCAACCCAAUCCUUAGAAAGAUUUUUGCAUUGGAGAGAGGGGAGAGCUCUGUAAUGAACUUCAUGCAUUUGCAGAUUGAAAUGUUUAAUGCUAUGUUCGACAUGCAUGGAAUGAUGUGCAAGAUGGCUAGCACUAUGUUGGAUGAUAAAACAUUUAUGAAUAGUUUAAAGGUAAGAAAGUAUGACCUGGUCCUGACUGAUCCUGCAUGGGGAGCUGGCAUCAUAUUAGCUCACGCUCUCAAACUACCUCUAGUCUAUAACGUGAGAUGGGUUACCAGUGGUGAGGGCCACUUAGCCCUUGCACCUUCUCCUUUAUCUUACGUCCCAAUGACUGGCUCAGGGUUGACAGACAAAAUGACUUUCAUGCAGAGAAUCAAAAAUCUCCUUUUCUACACUCUCUGGGAAGCUCAGGACAUAUUUUUGAUCAGUCCUCAGUACCAAGCCGUCUGUGAUAAAUUCUUUGGCCCAGAGGUUAGAUACAGUGACUUGUUACGGGGAGCUGACCUGUGGCUCAUGAGAGUGGACUUUGUUUUUGAAUUCCCCCGUCCCACCAUGCCAAAUGCCAUCUACAUAGGGGGCUUUCAGUGUGAACCCCCUCAGCCUCUUCCUGAGAACUUGGAGGAGUUUGUGCAGAGCUCUGGCGAGCAUGGAGUCAUCAUCAUGUCUCUUGGGACCUUUGUGAGUGAACUCCCUUUAGACAUGACAAACAAAAUUGCUGAAGCGUUUGGUCACUUACCCCAGAAAGUCAUCUGGAGCUAUAAAGGUAGCAAACCGACCACUCUGGGAAAAAAUACUUUACUGGUUGACUGGAUGCCACAAAAGGACCUUUUAGGACAUCCAAAGGUGAAACUAUUUGUUGCUCAUGGAGGAACAAAUGGAGUCCAGGAGGCCAUUUAUCAUGGAGUACCAGUAGUGGGUUUACCCGUGUUUUAUGACCAGUAUGACAAUCUGGUCCGUCUGCAAGAAAGAGGAGCGGCUAAGAUCGUUACAUUAGCUACUGUAGACAAAGAAGACACAUUUCUGAAAACUGUCAAAGAAGUCCUGACUGUACCCUCCUACAGGAUGAACAUGCAGAGACUCUCCAGACUGCACAGGGAUCAACCACUGAAGCCAAUCCAUUCCGCCCUCUUCUGGAUAGAGUUUGUAAUGAGACACAAAGGCGCUGCUCACCUGAGGACCGAGUCCUACAGACUGCCCUGGUAUUCCUACUACUCUGUAGAUGUUGUCUUGUUCUUCCUGUCUGUUGUUGCAGUGAUUACAUUCUCAAUUGCUACAACUUUCAGGUUGAUGUGUCUUGCAAAACGCCUGAACGAAAAAACUAAUUAAGGAAAAAAACAUGUUGGUCAUUGACAUAAUUUUACUUUAUUGCAGACUGGAUGUUUGUUUCGUUUCCAAAUUACAUUUGUUUUAAACUGACCAUGUAAUGACUGUUGUCCUUUACUGCACUGUGACACAUCAGAUGGACAGUAAACCUUCUCAUUACAGUGUGGCUACAAUGAAAACAAAGUUUGCAACAACCGGCAAAAAAUGCUGUCUGUCUUAAGGGGUAAUUAAAUAAAUAAUGCCUGAGUGUAAUCAGCCUUUCAGUAUAAGUGAAAUGUUUCUUACAUCGUUGUGUGGAGCAAAGUCACAUCAUUUUGCACCGUAGAAGAUUUCAGGUUUUGGGCGACACCUGCUGGUUAGUCUUGAAAUAUAAAGUUCUCUGAUAUAAACCUCUUGUAAACUUUUCCUACUUUUGAACUGUCCA
Molecule: messenger RNA, 2163 nt
Organism: Girardinichthys multiradiatus
Lineage: Eukaryota; Metazoa; Chordata; Actinopteri; Cyprinodontiformes; Goodeidae
Product: UDP-glucuronosyltransferase 2C1-like
Exons: 2
Coding region: 126-1742 (538 amino acids)
Molecular function (GO): UDP-glycosyltransferase activity
Source: RefSeq, a predicted model, not a curated record